UAUUUGGCUCCCUCUCUGGUGAUGUAGCUGCGUAAUCCUUUACGUAUUUCCUUAUGGCGUUGUUGAUUGUUGUAGGCAGGCAGCUUUUGAAUCGGUAGCUAGCUAGCUAAGAUGGCGGCUGCGGCAGUGGUUGAGUUUCAGAGAGCUCAGUCUCUCAUUAGCACGGAUCGUAACGCCUCUAUUGAUAUUCUACAUUCUAUCGUGAGGAGAGAUAUCCAGGACAGUGAUGAAGAAGCCGUUCGGGUUAAAGAACAAAGCAUCUUGGAGCUGGGGUCACUCCUGGCCAAAACAGGACAGGCUGCAGAGUUGGGGGGUCUGCUGAAGUUUGUGCGGCCAUUCCUCAUCUCCAUCAGUAAGGCUAAGGCAGCCCGGCUGGUCCGCUCCCUGCUGGACCUCUUCCUAGACAUGGAGGCAGCUACAGGCCAGGAGGUGGAGCUGUGUCUGGAAUGCAUCGAGUGGGCCAAGGUGGAGAAGAGGACCUUCCUCAGGCAGGCUCUUGAGGCCCGUCUGAUCUCGCUCUAUUUUGACACCAAAAGAUACCAGGAGGCCUUGGCGCUUGGCACCCAGCUGCUCCAUGAGCUGAAGAAGAUGGAUGACAAGGCGCUGCUGGUGGAGGUGCAGCUGCAGGAGAGCAAGACGUACCACGCGCUCAGCAACCUGCCCAAGGCUCGUGCCGCUCUCACCUCAGCCCGCACCACGGCCAACGGCAUCUACUGUCCCCCCAAGCUGCAAGCCGCCCUGGACAUGAUGUCAGGGAUUGUCCAUGCAGCUUCGGAGAAAGACUGGAAGACUGCCUACUCAUACUUCUUUGAGGCCUUUGAGGGCUACGAUUCCAUCGACCACCCUAAAGCCAUUACCGGUCUCAAAUACAUGCUGCUCUGCAAGAUCAUGCUCAGCCUACCAGAAGAGGUGCAGUCCCUGAUCAGCGGUAAACUGGCCCUGCGGCAUGCAGGCCGACAGACAGAUGCACUGAAAUGCGUUGCACAAGCCAGCAAGAACAGAUCAUUAGCAGACUUUGAAAAGGCCCUUACAGAAUACAAAGCAGAGUUGAGGGACGACCCCAUCAUCAGAACCCACCUGGCCACGCUGUAUGACAACCUGCUGGAAGGGAACCUUAUCCGUGUCAUCGAACCCUUCUCCAGAGUACAGAUUGAACACAUAUCAGGUCUCAUCAAACUGUCAAAGGCGGAUGUCGAGAGGAAAUUGUCACAGAUGAUCCUGGACAAGAAGUUUCAUGGGAUCCUUGACCAAGGCGAGGGCGUCUUGAUCAUAUUUGACGAGCCACCAGUUGACAAGACUUAUGGAGCGGCCUUGGAGACUAUUCAGAACAUGAGCAAAGUUGUGGACUCGCUUUACAACAAAGCGAAGAAGCUAACAUAGAACAAAUGGCGGGACCACAGUGGCGUGUGUGUGACCAGAGUGUAACGUUUUAAGAAGGGGACAUGAGAGCGACCAAAAAAGUCAACAGGAUUCCCGGUUCCCCCUCAACGGACAAUUCCAUCACCCCUCUAAUUCUCAUUAUUUUUUUUGAUGUUCUUUCAGGAAUCUGUUAAAAUCUCAACGGCCACAGCAGGCCAUCAGGGAAUAUUGUACAACCACAAUAAAAGUUUAAGAAAGAGAAAUACAUGUUUAUCUCCUGUAGAAUAAAGAUUGGGCUUACAAAGCCUACAGCUGACUCCGUUGCCACAGGAAAAGGUGCAAUAUCGAGUGCCACCAACACUGCUUCUUUUACAGGCCCGGGACAAGGCUUUUGGUCAAGGUGGUUUCUUCAUUUCUUUCUGUUCAUAUCUUUCUGAAGUGGAUGGUGGUUUUAGCUAGUUGAAGGUAGGUUAGAAACAUUGGGAUGUCCCAGCAGUUAAAUUUGCAUGUUGACAUAUCUCUUGAGUCUUGUCCUGGAGGAAGAACUCUGCAAUUUCCCCUUAGAUGCGCCAGCUGAAAAGUCAAAAGGGGCUAUACUGUAGGUAUUCAUGAAAACAGAAAUUAGCUUUUUAGUCAUAAUUUAGGGUUAGCAGUGUGGUUGGGUUUAAAGUCAGAUUUUUAUGCCUAGCUGUGCCUGCUAGUGACCACGGCAGAGCUGCCUCCAGAACAAGAUUCAUUAUGACAAAUGCUAACCUGUGUUAAAUUUAGUCAAAAUAGCUCCCUCUAACUCUUGCUGUGCUCAUCAUAUUCAUGCCAAGAGUCAGUCAAUUCCCCUUCAUGAUAUUUCAAAUGGUUGUCAACAUCACUUUAUUUGGAUUGCAUUUUGUUUUUAACUAAAAUAAAUCUGACACCUUUGUCCCCUUCAUACAGUACAUCGUGCAGAAUGGAUGCCAUUUCACACCACUAGUGGCCUCUUUUGGCCCUCUACUUUGCCUCAACGUUUGGCUACAUUUAUAUAAUUUAGGGGUGCAGAAGUGGAGAUGUAUUGAUUGCCUCUGAGCGUCUGUCUGAUCCCGAGUGACCGAUUAUCCAUUGUUAGAUCCUGGUAUGCUAAUAACCAAACAACAAUUUGUAUGGUUUAGUUUUUUUUUUUCAUUUGUCAUUUUCAGAAAUAAACAUUUUUGUAUUUUUAAGGAUUUUUGUCUGCCUCUUGGAAAAUAUCACUGACCCUGGCAAAGUUCGAUUGGGCCAUUUUAGCCCUCUGAUGUGCUCUUGUGCUGAGGUAAUUUGGGUAGGAUGUUGGGUGUCCCUUGUUGGACAAGUGACUUCAGUUGAUUUGGACGCCAGUGUAGAAAUAAAGGUCUAAUAGACGAAGGCCUGCAAAGUAAAUGUCUGCUGGGACUAGCAGCUUCAACUGGGUGGGGAAGAAUGAACGUCUCCAGUUGCUUACUGGGUGAAAAGUAAAGAAGGUCAAAUCAAAGGGAAGAUGUGUGGGAAGAAUCCCUGUCAACUCUGGGAUUGCCAUGUUGUGAACUGCAAUUGGAGGGUUAUGAAUACUUUGGCAUUGUGUAUUGUCUUUUCUCCUGUUGGGCAUCUAUUCCUGUGUUGGAAAAUGGCCUCGUUCCAUCAAAGGGCAUUAAACCAUAAUUUCAAUGACA
Messenger RNA from Salmo salar (Atlantic salmon), 3017 nucleotides. RefSeq names its product 26S proteasome non-ATPase regulatory subunit 11B. NCBI's taxonomy places the organism in Eukaryota, Metazoa, Chordata, Actinopteri, Salmoniformes, Salmonidae. The record is from RefSeq and is a predicted model, not a curated record. Gene Ontology annotation, molecular function: protein binding.